AUGACGCAGUAUCGUCUUUGGGAGAGAACUACUCUGCAAGGGCUUGAGAAAGAUGAUUGGCAAUGGUUUACUUUGGGUGUGUGGACUGAUAAAUGGCUUUUUGAUAGUCAAAUGAGAACAUCUCUUAUGAAAAAUCCUCUCAUUGAUUUGUAUUUGAAAAUGUGGCUCUCAUCAUUGCUAAGAAGCCAGUGGUUUCAAAAGAAGAUUAUUGGUGUUGGAUUCACAAUAAAAGUGGUGACUAUACGGUGA
Molecule: messenger RNA, 249 nt
Organism: Arabis nemorensis
Lineage: Eukaryota; Viridiplantae; Streptophyta; Magnoliopsida; Brassicales; Brassicaceae
Source: the annotation of a GenBank genome assembly